GGAUUACCAUGCUAGUGUUGGCGCACGGAUGCGUUAGUUUUAUAUAUUCGCGCAGUUUUUCUUUUGCCAACCAGUGAAACGGAGACUCGUUCAAUGAUUGUUCACGAUAUUCUUCCUAUAGAAGCCGAAAGCUCAAAAGAUAUUUCAGUCCAUUUUGAACAACUUAUAUUCCAAUAAUGAAUAAAUGUUAUUUUAGGCGAUUGUGGCGGCUCUAGCGGCACGGCAUGAAGUGCGUAUAGGUGCGAAUUGAAACGUGGUGGAUUAGCGUGGACAUGUGCAGCAUAUGUACAUGUAGGUGAGAUCCGAAAUGAAUGCGUGAUGAAAGCGAAAUUGUGCACGUGAAUCUGAUUGUAUUCUUGUGGACUGAAUUCUUCAUUCAACUGAGUUAACCUAGCAAGAGAUCCUCUGGAAACCUGCGAAUCAUAUGCAUUUUCUGUCAGUAAUUGUUGAAAAUGGCUGCUUCCCUUGAUAGAAAAGGUACCUUCAAGGUUGAAUAUCUUCAGAAAAUAGAAGAGGAUGUCCAAGGAAAGUGGGAAAAAACCAAAGUGCAUGAAGAAAAUGCCCCAAAAGAUGAAAAGAAUGAAAAUAAGUUUUUUGUCACAUUCCCUUUCCCUUACAUGAAUGGAAAACUCCACUUAGGUCAUAUGUUUUCGUUAUCAAAGUGCGAGUUUGCAGCACGGUAUCAACGGAUGAAAGGAAAGAAAGUCCUUUUCCCAUUUGGAUUCCAUUGUACAGGAAUGCCUAUUAAGGCUUGUGCCGACAAACUAAAAAGAGAAAUUGCUGAAUUUGGUUGCCCUCCUAAAUUUCCAUUGUCUGAGCUAGUAGAAAUUCCAACACAGACUCAGAGCAAGGCAGAUGAAGUUAUUAAAGACAAAAGUAAAGGCAAGAAGAGUAAAGCAGUAGCGAAAGGGGGAGGUGGAAAGUACCAAUGGCAGAUCAUGCAGAGUUUGGGCCUUAGUGAUGAAGAAAUCAAGAACUUUGCUGAUGAAUCUUAUUGGCUGGAUCAUUUUCCUCCAUUGGCUGUUAAGGACUUGAGAAGUAUUGGUUUACAUGUUGAUUGGCGGCGAACCUUCAUCACAACAGAUGCAAAUCCGUUUUUUGACCAAUUUGUAAGGUGGCAGUUCUUAACUUUAAAAUCCAGAAACAAAAUUAUGUAUGGUAAAAGGUAUACAAUUUAUUCUCCUUUCGAUCAGCAACCCUGUAUGGAUCAUGAUCGAAGUACAGGAGAAGGAGUUGGUCCACAAGAGUACACAUUGAUUAAAAUGAAAUUACUGGAACCGUUUCCAACUGCUUUAAGUAAGCUUAAAGGGAAAAACAUUUUCUUAGUUGCGGCCACACUUCGUCCAGAAACAAUGUAUGGUCAAACAAAUUGUUGGGUGCGCCCGGACAUGAAAUACAUUGCUUUUUCUCUGAAAAAUGGUGAUGUUUUUGUAUGUACAAAGAGGGCUGCUAGAAAUAUGGCUUACCAGGACUUUACAAAAGAAAAUGGGAAAUUAGAAAUACUCUUGGAAUUUGAAGGGCAGGCUAUAAUUGGAGCAGCUCUGAAGGCCCCUCUAACAAAGUAUGAUACAAUUUAUACACUUCCUAUGUUGACUAUUAAAGAAGAUAAAGGCACUGGAGUUGUGACAAGUGUUCCGUCAGAUUCUCCUGAUGAUUAUGCAGCAUUGGUCGAUCUGAAGAAGAAACCUCAAUUCCGAGAAAAAUAUGGCAUAACAGAUGAAAUGGUUCUUCCUUUUGAACCUGUACCCAUUUUGGAUAUUCCGGAAUUUGGCAAUUUGAGUGCAGUUACUGUGUAUGAAAAGUUGAAAAUUCAAAGUCAAAAUGAUCGGGAGAAGCUACAAGAGGCAAAAGAUCUAGUGUACCUCAAAGGGUUUUAUGAUGGGAUUAUGCUUGUUGGUGAAUAUAAAGGAAAGAAAAUACAAGAUGUAAAGAAAUCUCUUCAGAAAGAUUUAAUUAAAAAUGGAGGAGCUGUGAUUUAUUAUGAGCCAGAGAAGCAGAUUAUUUCAAGAUCUGGUGAUGAAUGUGUUGUAGCAUUAUGCAAUCAAUGGUAUCUUGACUACGGAGAAGAGAAGUGGAGAGCACAGGCUGAUAGAGCACUGGAGAACAUGAAUACCUACCACGAGGAAGUGAAAAAGAAUUUCAAUGCAUGUUUGAAUUGGCUUCAUGAAUAUGCAUGUUCUCGUACAUAUGGACUUGGUACUAAGCUUCCUUGGGAUGAGCAAUGGCUUAUUGAGUCGUUAUCAGAUUCAACCAUUUACAUGGCCUAUUACACUGUGGCUCAUUUCUUGCAAGGUGGAACUUUCAGAGGAACAGCAAAUAAUGCUUUUAAGAUUCGGCCAGAACAAAUGACUCCUGAGGUGUGGGAUUACAUCUUUUUCAAAAAUGCCCCUUUUCCAAAGACAACUACUAUUUCUAAAGGCAAUUUGGAUGCAAUGAAGAGGGAAUUUGAGUUCUGGUACCCAGUUGAUCUGAGAUGCUCCGGGAAAGAUCUUAUUCAGAACCAUUUAACAUUUUUCUUAUACAAUCACUGUGCAAUGUGGCCUGAAGAUGAAAAGAAAUGGCCACAAGGCAUUCGAGCUAAUGGCCAUCUUUUGCUGAACUCUGCCAAGAUGUCCAAGUCUGAAGGAAACUUUCUAACCUUGUCAGAGGCUCUGCAGAAGUUUAGUGCUGAUGGUACAAGAUUAUGUUUAGCUGAUUCUGGGGACUCCAUUGAAGAUGCUAACUUUGUGGAAAAAACUGCUGAUGCUGGAAUCCUUCGGCUGUAUACAUUUAUUGAAUGGGUAAAGGAGAUAAUCGCAACUAAGUCUUCUCUUCGAAAGGGGUCAUAUUCUUUCAAUGAUAAUGUUUUCUUCAGUGAAAUGAACUUGAAAAUUAAAGAAACCGAUAACAAUUACAAUAAGAUGUUAUUUAAGGAAGCUCUUCGUACAGGCUUCUUUGAAUUGCAAACCGUGAGAGAUACAUACAGGGAACUGACAUACCUUGAAGGCAUGCACCAAGACCUCAUUCUCAGGUUCAUUGAAGUGCAAGCACUGCUGCUUGCUCCAAUCUGCCCUCAUGUGGCAGAGCAUGUGUGGGAACUCCUUGGCAAGAAAGGAAGCAUCGUUUGUGCCCCUUGGCCACAGGCAGGACCUGUGGAUGAAAUUCUCAUAAAAUCAUCUGCUUAUCUCAUGGACACUGCACAUUCAUUCAGAAUUUACAUCAAGAACCAAACACAACCUAGGAAGCCUCGGAAAGGGGAAGAAGUUAGUCAAGCAGAAAAGCCAACCUGUGCAGUUGUGUAUGUUGCUAAAACCUUUCCUCGGUGGCAGAGUCUUGUCCUAACUACAAUGAAGGAACUCUACGAUAAACAUGGUGAAUUGCCAGAUAACAGAAGUAUUUCUUCAGAAAUGGGAUCGAAAGCCGAGCUGAAAAAGUAUAUGAAACGUGUUAUGCCAUUUGUCCAAACUACUAAAGAGAAAAUGCAGAGUAUUGGAGUAGAUGCUCUUAAUUUGACCCUUGAUUUUGAUGAAAUGAAUGUUCUGGCAAAUAAUAGACUCUACCUGGAGAAUACAUUAGGUCUUGAAGAAAUAAUUUUGAAAUACACUGAUGAAGCUCCUGAGAACAUAAGAGAAGAAUGUCGUCCUGGAAACCCCAACUUGUCACUAACAACCCGACCAGGUGUCCUUGUUAAUUUUGUGAAUCCACAACCACACAGUGGGUGCUUCACUCAUGCCGUGAGCAUCAGUUCAGGGGACAGCGUUGAGAAAGUAGUGUCUCGCUUCAUCAAAACAUCAGGAAUGAAAAGAGAUCCUUCCAGUAUUUGCCUGUGGCGUUAUGAAGAUCCUGUCCUUGGUCCUCGAACAAUACCUGCAUUUAAUCAACCAACACAAGGAAAAGUGCUCAUAACAAAUGAUUCUCUCUUUGAGAUUGACCCACAAAAAUUGUGUGUUAAUGUGAUAAGUAAUGGUGUUAAAAGUCAGCUUGGGUCAAACAUUGUAUACAUGGUGUCGUAAAAGUUACUUUUUAUCUAAGGAAGUAAAUUUGUUGCCUUGAAAAUAAUUGUUUUUAAUUUAAUUAAAUUAUGCAUGAAGCUGUAUUUGGAAACCUGCUGGUUAUAAUACAGUUGGACUUUUCAAAAUCAACUGUAUCUAAGAAUCAUGAUUGCUAAGUUGAACUGCAAUAAUUUCUUUUCAACUCAAUUGAAAUUAUGAAUUUUUUCAGUGAAAUAUUCCUUCAUGUACUUCCUUUCAGAAGGAAGAAAAAACAUUUGCCUCAAUUGCAAAUUUGCAUCGGUAAGUUCACAAGUCUCUGAGGUAUUUUUUUACUUUCUUGCCUUACUUUGUAAGAAAAGAAAGUAUUGUAAUUGUUUGUUGGAAAAUGGUGAUUUUUCAACAGAAAAACAUUAACUUGUUGUCCCUGGUAAUAAAAAAUUAGAUAAGUCUCUUUCCUUUAUGUAUUAGUAAAUUACUUCCUCUAACAUGUUGUGUAGUCAGAAUCUGUUUUGUGGGUCCGUGAACUAAAAAGUUGUUUGAUGGCAAAAUGUCUCUCUGUCCAUCCAUUCAUCCGUCCGUCUAUCUGUCUGUUGUCAAUACUAGCACCUAAACCAUUCAUAGGAUUUUCUCCAAAAUUGAUAUUCAAUGAUUGAUUUGAAGGAACUUGGUCUUGCGAGUUUGAAAUGAAUAUUUUGAUUUUGGGAGGUAUUUUUCAUUUAACCUCAAUUACAUAUUCAAAAGAUUCAUAAAAUUGGCUUCAAGUUUUUUGAUCAACUUUGCCAUUGGAUAACGUAAAUGAU
Messenger RNA from Gryllus bimaculatus (two-spotted cricket), 4771 nucleotides. NCBI's taxonomy places the organism in Eukaryota, Metazoa, Arthropoda, Insecta, Orthoptera, Gryllidae. The record is from the annotation of a GenBank genome assembly.